Molecule: messenger RNA, 2023 nt
Organism: Belonocnema kinseyi
Lineage: Eukaryota; Metazoa; Arthropoda; Insecta; Hymenoptera; Cynipidae
Exons: 3
Coding region: 187-1617 (476 amino acids)
Source: RefSeq, a predicted model, not a curated record
CAAACGUCACACACAUUUCAUACAUAAAACUUCCUACAUCACCAUUUCAAAUUCAAACAAAAAUUUACCAUCCCGAAAAACUGAAAAGAUUACACUCGGAAUUCCUGGAAACCCUUUAAACGUUGAUGUUGUUAUGGGAAAAAAUUAAUCAGUUAUCAUUCAUUUUGGCAAUACUCAUCACUUGGAAUGGCGCAACCAGGCUUCUUUCGAAAUUUUGGAAAUCUUACAACCGAAGGACACAAAUUCGAGUCGACGAAUCCUAGAUUGACUCAAGCAACAAACAGCAUCAAUUCUUUCGAUUCGAUUUCCCAAGAUAAAUUUCAGUGCACCUACUUCCGGUCUCGUUCUUCAAAAACAACAGAAAUGAAAAGUUCCGUCCCGUGGCUGGGUAACACCGCAGCCUCCGAUAUUUCGGAUCCCUACAGCGAUUCUGACAGUGAAGCAGACAACAGAAGAAAUGUAGCACGUUGGUUAGAAUCUCUUCCAACUAAUGAAGACUGGUAUGAUAUAGAAGACGAUUUACCAAACCGUCAGGGCGAUUUCGAAAAAGGAACACAUUCUGACCUCGAAACCCCUUCAAAAAACACCAAGAAAGAAGAAUUUGAUGUGCUACAACCAUCUGCCAGUUUCAAAAAUGACACACCAUCCAGUUCUAUGGACCAAAAAAGCACAAAGAAAAAAGUUACAAGAAGCAAAGGUUCCAAGCACAAGAUUUCCCCCGGAAAAAUUAAAUCUGGAAAAUUGAAGGUCCAUUUUAAAGAAAUUCCGACUGAAAUUCGUUCUGCAAAUUCCAAGUAUCACAAAUUAUCAGUGGGUCGGGAUGGUCAGUUGUGCAAUAGGUUUGAAAGCUUAGAGGAAACUAAGAAUACUGAUAGUAAAGAUCUUUCGACUAGUGAUGAAGGUAACGAAGAAAAGGCUAAACUUAGGAAAUUUCCAUAUAAUCUGAGGAGUUUAGAUUCCAGAAAAGUUGGUGAAAUGAUUGAGUCAAGAAUGAGUGAUUCUGAUGAAAAAACGAGUAGAUGUCAAAGAUCUUGUUCCAUCAGGAAUCAGGAAUAUCAAAAGAAAAUGAGUGGAGUUGAUUUAGCAAAUGGUGGAGCAAGAAGACAUCAAGUGGAGGAUUUGAAACCAUCAAGAAAACUGAAGUCGCCUUUUACUAAGCAAGCUUCAAGUAGUAAAACACCUGGCUUGUUUGCAGGGACACCUUGCACCUCCUCAUACAAAUUAAAUGAAUUGGAGGAAGCGAAAGAAAAUGUGCAACAAGUGGAUAGAGGAAGAGGAAAUCAAAACUAUAUUGACAGAACAGGAAUUGUUAAAUCGAAACUAGCAAGAAAUAAAAAGUUAUUAAAGACAGUCAAAGACCUGGUGAAUGUUAUCGAUAGCAAUGCAGAUCCGGUUUAUAAGAUAUUAAAAAAAGAAAGGAGAACUUUAAAGAAUCCAUCUAAAAAUAUACCACCACUUAUAAAUUCCAAGUUGGAGGAAAAGUUGGACAAGUCGAUGGAAGUAGCUUUGAAAAAGUACAAACGAACGCACGGAACUUGGGAAGCAACUGUGAAAAAACAAAGUAUUGAUCACUUGGAAGAACCACCUAGAAAGAAGAAGAAAAGGCCCGUGUUUUGAAAUGUUAAUUAAUUAAUUUUGCACAGUUUAAAUUUUGUUAAAUCACUUGGAGAAAAUAUAUAACAGAGAGUAACCGCGGAAACAAAUAUAUAUAUAUAUAUAUAUUGUUUUGAUAAACCUGUUUCAACGAAAAAUAGUAUCACGUUAUCGUAAGCAUAUUGAAUUUUGCAAGGUUCUUAUUUGUUGACAAACAGUAGAGUACCAUUGCGAGCUCCGCAGUCUCUUUUAAACCCUACAAAUUCGUAAAUCGAUCAAUAAAACGUUUUUCCUUCAUUAGAUAUUUCCCUUUUUCAUCAAUUAUAAAUUCUUUUCUACGGGAUUAGUCCAAACGCUUAUAGAGACAAGUGUUUUAUCUGUAUAAAUCACGUUCAAUGUGGAAUAAAUGUGGCGAAUUUUUAAUAGAUAA